Aureobasidium namibiae CBS 147.97 is the source of this 1137-nucleotide messenger RNA. RefSeq names its product DAO-domain-containing protein. The transcript has a single exon. Bases 1 to 1137 code for a protein of 378 amino acids. Gene Ontology annotation, molecular function: oxidoreductase activity. The record is from RefSeq and is a predicted model, not a curated record. NCBI's taxonomy places the organism in Eukaryota, Fungi, Ascomycota, Dothideomycetes, Dothideales, Saccotheciaceae. Gene Ontology annotation, cellular component: cytoplasm.
AUGCCUUCCCGCAACGACACUCCAGAGUCGCCGUUUGCAGCGUUGCGAGACCUCAAGCCUGCACUUCCGUACUCGAACUCUGCGAUCUCCUAUUGGCACCGCACAACUCGAGCAUUUGCACAUCUCAGGGCUAACGAGACUAGCCCACUACCUGUCUCUACCAAAUACACAAUCAUCGGCUCUGGUCUCUCUGGAUCGCUCACAGCGUUCGAGCUCAUCAAGUCUGGCAUCCCGGCUGAGCAAAUCCUCAUACUCGAGGCAAGAGAAGCUGUUUCAGGCUCAAGUGGUCGCAAUGCAGGUCACGUUCGUCCUGACCCUUGCAGUGAAUUCAGCGGCUAUGCUAUAGUCCAUGGGUCAGACAAAGCUCUCGAAAUCGUCAAACACGAAAUGGUCGUACUUGAUCUUGUUCAAGAAUUCGUCAAGACCCACAACAUCGACUGCGAGUUUCGACCCAAGCAAACUUUCGAUGUUUGCCUCACACGAGAAAUCGCUGAGAGCGAAAUGCGCAACGUAGAGCAGUAUGUCAGUGCUGGUGGAAGCCUCGACCACAUCAGGUACCAUGAAGGUAAUGAUGCAAAGGAACGUACUGGCGUCCAUGAUGCACUCAGUGCAUGGGAAUGGCCGGCUGCUACGAUCCAUCCUGUCAAGCUCGCUCAGUGGCUACUCUCGAGCUCGAUCGACAAAGGCUGCAAGCUGUUCACCCACUGCCCAGUCAUUCAGAUCACCCAAAACGAAGAUGAGACUUGGAACAUGCACACGAAUCGAGGCAUGGUGUCUACCAACAAGGUCAUCCAUUGCACAAACGCGUAUGCUGGUAGUCUGCUUCCUCAACUUUCUGCGAUGCUGCUCACCCCGAUCAAAGUGCAAAUGCAUUCCUUGAUCCCAGACCAAGCUUUCUCUGGCGGCAACAUGUUGCAGGCGUCGAUGGCUCUGAGAUACGAGGAACAUCGCUACUAUGCUUUGACCCAGAUGGAGAAAGACGGAACCAUUAUAUUCGGUGUCGCAAAGCCAUCGGGUUUUACAUUUGAUGACACUUCGUACACGGAUGAGUUGGUGAUCGAGGGGCUGGAGAAGUUUGAGGAGUCCCACGACCGCCCGAGCCACUACAGCCUAUCGGUCUUGCAUACCAUCGGUUGA